GGGUUAUCGUCAAUCAAAGAUAUUGUAUGUAUGAUGUUAGUAAAAGAAGGGACCGGAAUGCUUAUUGUUAUUGGAAUAAUUUCUGUGACUAUUUUACUAAUAAUUUUCAUCCUUGGAGUGUUUCUUUGUUCAUUUUACCGCAAGUACAGAAAUGGCGAGCAAACGUUGGAGGUAAAUUCAGAGCUGUCAGUUGA
Meloidogyne enterolobii is the source of this 194-nucleotide messenger RNA. The record is from the annotation of a GenBank genome assembly. Lineage: Eukaryota; Metazoa; Nematoda; Chromadorea; Rhabditida; Meloidogynidae.